AUGAAAGGGGUUGAUUUACUAGUGGCAGUGGGUUGUUUUGUUGUGGGGUGGUGUGGGUUUGGUGAAGGGGAUAUGAUUUUGGUGGUGAUGGAGGGACAAGAGGAAGUAGAUGGUGGCGGUGGGGUGGAUGUGGGAGUGGGAGUGAGAGGUGGGACUAUGGUGGUCGUUGUGGGGUAUGGGGGUCUGACGGAGGAUGAAGAGACCUGUGUGAUUGGGGGUUUGACAGAACUGAGAUUGAGAUGGAUUCCACGAGAGGGAUUUUGGAAUGGGAUGAGUUUGGAGG
Ilex paraguariensis (yerba mate) is the source of this 283-nucleotide messenger RNA. The record is from the annotation of a GenBank genome assembly. NCBI's taxonomy places the organism in Eukaryota, Viridiplantae, Streptophyta, Magnoliopsida, Aquifoliales, Aquifoliaceae.